CCCCAUGGGACCCGCGGCCACUGCGCGCAGCGUGCGGGCGCCGCCGUCUCCGCCGCAGCCGCCGCCGCUGCUUCUGCUGCUGCUUCUGCAGGUGGCAGUGCCGGCGGGCGCGCUGGCCGAGACCCUGCUGGACGCACCCAGGGCCAGGGAUGCCAGCUCCAAUCCGCCCAGCCCCGCCAGCGUGGUGGCCCCGGGAACGACGCCGUUCGAGGAAAGUCGGUUACCCGUGUUCACCCUGGAUUACCCCCACGUGCAAAUCCCUUUCGAGAUCACUCUGUGGAUCCUACUGGCUUCAUUGGCCAAGAUUGGUUUCCACCUCUAUCACAAGCUGCCCACCAUCGUGCCCGAGAGCUGCCUUCUCAUAAUGGUUGGACUACUACUGGGUGGGAUUAUCUUUGGUGUUGAUGAAAAGUCUCCCCCAGCCAUGAAGACGGACGUGUUUUUCCUGUAUCUCCUGCCACCCAUCGUUCUGGACGCUGGCUACUUCAUGCCCACUCGCCCUUUCUUUGAGAACUUUGGCACCAUUUUCUGGUACGCUGUGGUAGGCACGCUGUGGAAUUCCAUUGGCAUCGGGGUGUCUUUGUUUGGCAUCUGCCAGAUCGAGGCCUUUGGCCUCAGUGACAUCACGCUGCUGCAGAACCUGCUUUUUGGCAGCUUGAUCUCAGCUGUGGACCCCGUGGCCGUGCUGGCUGUCUUUGAGAACAUUCACGUCAACGAACAGCUCUAUAUCCUGGUCUUCGGCGAGUCUCUGCUUAACGAUGCCGUCACUGUGGUCCUGUACAACCUGUUCAAGUCAUUCUGCCAAAUGAAGACCAUCCACACCGUCGAUGUGUUUGCGGGCAUUGCGAACUUCUUUGUCGUGGGAAUUGGCGGGGUGCUCAUCGGCAUCCUCCUGGGAUUUAUAGCAGCCUUUACCACCCGUUUCACCCACAACAUCCGAGUCAUUGAGCCGCUUUUUGUCUUCCUGUACAGCUACUUGUCCUAUAUCACAGCUGAGAUGUUCCAUCUCUCAGGCAUCAUGGCAAUCACGGCGUGUGCCAUGACGAUGAAUAAGUACGUGGAAGAGAACGUGUCUCAGAAGUCCUACACGACCAUCAAGUACUUCAUGAAGAUGCUGAGCAGCGUGAGCGAGACCUUGAUCUUCAUCUUCAUGGGCGUGUCCACCGUUGGGAAGAACCACGAGUGGAACUGGGCUUUCGUUUGCUUCACCCUGGCCUUCUGUCUGAUCUGGCGAGCACUGGGUGUCUUUGUCCUGACUCAAGUGAUUAACUGGUUCCGGACCAUCCCCCUGACCUUCAAGGACCAGUUCAUCAUCGCCUACGGCGGGCUCCGAGGCGCCAUAUGUUUUGCCUUGGUGUUUCUUCUCCCCGCUAGUGUGUUCCCUCGAAAGAAGCUCUUCAUCACGGCCGCCAUUGUUGUUAUAUUCUUCACUGUCUUCAUUCUGGGGAUAACCAUUAGACCACUGGUGGAGUUUCUUGAUGUUAAGAGAUCCAAUAAGAAGCAGCAGGCCGUCAGUGAAGAGAUCCACUGCAGGUUUUUUGAUCAUGUGAAGACUGGGAUUGAAGAUGUUUGUGGACACUGGGGUCACAACUUCUGGAGAGACAAGUUUAAGAAAUUUGAUGACAGAUACCUCCGGAAGCUCCUGAUUCGGGAAAACCAGCCCAAGUCUAGCAUCGUGUCCUUAUAUAAAAAGCUUGAGAUAAAGCAUGCCAUUGAGAUGGCAGAGACCGGGAUGAUAAGCACUGUCCCCUCCUUUGCAUCUCUUAAUGAUUGCCGUGAAGAAAAAAUAAGGAAGCUCACACCAGGCGAGAUGGAUGAAAUUAGAGAGAUACUAUCAAGGAAUCUCUAUCAAAUCCGUCAGCGGACCUUAUCGUAUAACAGACAUAACCUGACGGCAGAUACAAGUGAGAGGCAGGCCAAGGAGAUACUGAUCCGCAGAAGGCACAGCCUUCGGGAAAGCCUCAGAAAGGACAACGGUUUGAACCGCGAGCACAGGGCUUCUACUUCAACCUCCCGGUAUUUAUCCUUACCCAAAAACACAAAGCUUCCAGAGAAGCUCCAGCGGAAGAAGAUUUCAAGUGAAGAUGGCAACAGCAGCGACUCGGACACAGAUGCGGGGACCACCGUGCUCAAUUUGCAGCCUCGGGCCAGGCGUUUUUUGCCAGAUCAGUUCUCAAAGAAAGCCUCCCAGGCCUACAAAAUGGAGUGGAAGAACGAGGUGGACAUGGGUUCUACACGGGGGCAACCCAGCACCCCUCCGGCACCCCGCAGUAAAGACGGGGGCACCCAGACACCAGGACUACUGAGGCAGCCCCUGCUCUCCAAAGACCAACAGUUUGGCCGGGGCAGGGAAGACAGUCUGACUGAAGACGUUCCACCCAAGCCCCCACCGAGGCUGGUGAGGCGGGCUUCAGAACCCGGGAACAGGAAAGGUCGCUUCGGCAAUGAGAAGCCAUGAUGGAAAAAGCCAAAGCAGACUUGGGGCGAACGCGCUAG
Phodopus roborovskii (desert hamster) is the source of this 2496-nucleotide messenger RNA. It is a transcript of the gene Slc9a2, whose product is annotated as solute carrier family 9 member A2. Gene Ontology annotation, biological process: regulation of pH; sodium ion transport; proton transmembrane transport. Gene Ontology annotation, molecular function: sodium:proton antiporter activity. The record is from RefSeq and is a predicted model, not a curated record. The transcript is spliced from 12 exons. Lineage: Eukaryota; Metazoa; Chordata; Mammalia; Rodentia; Cricetidae. Gene Ontology annotation, cellular component: membrane. Bases 5 to 2458 code for a protein of 817 amino acids.